AUGAUGGCGCGCCUGCCAGAGCUGAAGUAUAAUCGGCCUCCGGAUCAUGAGGUGGAAUACAUGUUUGCUGACUUGAUGAACAAACGAGACAUGCUACAAGGACCCAGCGCGCCUUCUCAAGAUGCACUGAACAAUAUGCUUGACUUUCCCGUCGACAAGAAAUGGACGCUGGUGUACAACGACCUGCUCACAUCUCAAAAUCCGGAUAAAGAGAAAAACAGAAGGUUUAUCGGCGCAUCUCUCUCGUCUGCUCCGACUACGUCCACCUCCAUGGUAUUGGUGCGCAAUUCGCCUGAAUGGUAUAUUAAGAAAUUCAUGGACAAUUCUGUGACUACCAAGCACAUCGAAUCCCUAGCCGUGACACUACGUACAUGUGCUAUUGGAUGGCUUCAGAGCUUUGUCGAGGCUAAAGGUACUCAUGUUUUGUCAAGUUUCCUGGCUGCCAUUCAUACACGUCCUCAACCGACAGAACAAGAACUUGCCCAAGAAUAUGAGCUGCUGAAAGCUUUCCGCUCCCUGUUUAACAGCAAACCUGGUGCUCAUGAUGCACUUCGAAACCCUAAAUGUAUUAGUGGAAUCACACAUUCUCUUGUGUCACCACAACUAUCGACGCGCAAACAGGCUGCUGACAUUUUGCUUUUCCUAUGCCAUUGGGAAAAACCUAAAGGUCACCAACUUGUAUUGCAGGGCAUUGAUGACCUUCGUGAAUCUACACAGCAGCCAGGUCGAUUCGAUGCGUGGUUUCAAGCACUAGAAAGUGCCAUCGAUGGUCGUGGCCUCAUGGGUAGCUUGGUCGGCGCAAGUGAUGAAGUGCGGAAGCUCCAAAGAAGUGCUUUGCCUGAAGCUGGUUUGCCUGAAUAUGUUAUUAAUAACAUGUUCUUAAUUAAUGCGCUUGUGAACAGCGAUAUUGUGGAAUCAUUGCAAGCACGCUUACACCUCCGCAGCCAACUGUCAGCGAGUGGGUUGCCGCGUGUGAUUUCCAAGAUGCGGGCGUUGAUGACACCUGACCUUGAUACACAGUUGGAUGUAUUCGAGAAAGGGGAGGCGGCUGAUCAAGAAGAUAUGAUGUAUUCAUUUCAGCGUGUUGUUUCCCAAAACAUGUCGGAUCCGCAGGACGUUUUUCGGUUAAUUAUGGACCGUCUUAAAGACUCGCGAGCAAAAGAUUUCUUCGUGAGUGCUCUUCAACACCUACUCUUGAUUCAGCGCGAUGGCUCAGACCUCGUUCAUUACUACCAGCUCAUCGAUUCUAUUAUUUCGACUGUCGCGUUAGAUCGCGAAGGCGCUGCUUCUGGCAAGGAUAUGGAGGCUGUAAUGGGUAUUUCGUUGAAUAAUGUGCUUGGCCGCUUUGCUGACCAUGACUUGCUGCAACGUCUUCAGAGUGAACUAAAGGAAGCAAAUGCAGCACUCUUGUCCCGAGACCAAGAGCUAUUAGAAUUGAAGAAGCAAAUUCAAGCGUCUUCUGAUGGGUUGGUGGGCCAACUUCAAGAACAAGUUCAGUCUUUGCAACAUGAUCUAUCGCUCUCUCGAGAUAAUGCAUCUUCUCUACAAAGUGAUAUGGAUGAAAUGGAGCGAACGUAUGUGGACCGGAUUCUAGGCCUUGAGUUGGAAUUAAGGGAAACAACGACCUUACUGCAAGAAGCCCAAAAUGCUCGUGAGUCUGAUCCACGCUUUGCUGAGUUUGAUAGGCAAGUUUUACGAGACUCGUUGGAGCGACAAGUGGAAAGGAGUCGCACUAUCCGGAAGCUUGUGGCCAAUUCUACGACGGAGCCCAUUAUUGCGCUGGAUACAUCCCUGCCUCGACUUUCCGUUCCAAAGCGUCAGAAGCCAGUUUUACCCGCACGAUCACCGAGCCGCAAAGUCAGCGCUGAGACUGUCGCAAACAUUUCUUCGGAUGCGCCAGUUCGUAUCGGCCGUGUCGCUCUGGGCUUGAAUCCUUCUGCAACACCAUCGCCUGUCAUUCCUAACCCCGAAACAUUUGAGCCUCCUACUGCGGUCCUCGAUGAAAACAAUGAGUGGGGUUUACAGGCAGCUCUUGCGACACACAUGGCACAGGAUACAGAUAUGCAAGUGCGUAUGCGAGAAGUCCGUGCUUCCCGUUUACGGCGUCGUCAUGAUGAUGAUGCGGGCGGCUCCAACACUGCUGACUCGGGCGCAGUGACUUCGAGUCCUUCCCUUGCGGAAUCCCUUGUGUCAAAUAAGGAAUCAGACCAAAAUGCCCUUCCUGAUGCACAGGCCCAGGAUUGCAUCGUGAUGGAUUCGGCAGAUACUACUCCACGUGGGUCAAUUUAUGGCGAUCGUGAUGCACUCAUUCCCCAGCAAGAUGAAUUGCCACCUUUAGACAGCUUGUCUCCUACAGCUGGAGGGAUUUCACCCUUAGGCGAGCAUGGUGAAUGUCCCACUGAUGAAACAUCAUCACAGCAUAUUCCUAACACUACUUCGCCGAGCACUAAGCCCUCUGCUGCAUCAGCGACACUUGUGGAUUCUGCUUCCCUUUCUCAAAUCGAGGAUCGCUCAGAAGAAAUACCGUCUGUGUCUGAUCCCAAACCCAUGGAUCCCCAACCAAACGUAUCUUCUUCCUUGACUAACCUCAAUGAGGCUAUUGCACGACAAUCUGUGCCACCGCCACCGCCACCACCGCCACCACCUCCUCCGCCAGUGCCCUCGUCCAUCCAAACAACAGAUGCACUCGCUGCCAAUGGCACAGGACCACCACCACCCCCGCCGCCGCCGCCGCCGCCGCCGCCUCCACUAGGCACUGCCACCAGCAUGCCUGUUCCUUCCAUAUCUGGAUCACAGGGUGACAUACCACCUCCCCCUCCCCCUCCUCCUCCUGGUACCAUCGGCCCCCCAGGCGCUGUCAAUGGAGCUUUGCUAGCUGCUAUUAAGGACAAGGUUGCAACUCGCGGUGAUUCCACUACUCAAGAUUCGAACGGUGAAUCUGCGCCGAGUGCUAUCCGCACUUCUCUGCUGGGAAUACGGACGUCGUUUCAGUCGGAAUUGGGGCCUCCUGGGCCUAUGCAAGCUCCACCAGCGCCGCCAGGUGCCCUCCUAGGCAACAGCAAUAUGCGGAAGGGUGUGCUGGAUAUGGCUACAACACGAAUGAAACAACUGCAAUGGGACAAGCUUUCGGCUGAACAUGCCUCCAGUACGAUUUGGGGUAAGACACAAUCAAGUGAAUCAACACUGCGAGAAAUUAUUCUGCAACGUGGUGUUUUUGGUGAGAUGGAAGAGGAAUUCAAAGCCAAGGAAGUGUCGAAGAAGGUCAUGGCUACAAAGCGCGACAAGCAUGAGCUUCAGACGUAUUUGAACUACGCUACUCGCCAAGGUAUUGAAAUGGUAUUGAAGCGUGUCAAAGGCGAUCUUUCUGAGAGCAAGAUGUGCACACCAGAGGAACUCGCUCAUUAUAUCAUAAAAUGCGAUGCGCGUAUCUUCGACCAAAGUAUACUAACGGAGCUGCUUCGAUAUUACCCUGAAUCUGAAACGAAGGGGCGCUUGGGUGAAUUUAAGAAUGCAUCCGAUGAGCAGCUUCGCAAUUUGCAUCCGGCUGACCGAUUGGUGGUACUUCUUAUGACUGUCCCGCACUUGAAGGAUAAAGUCAAAGGCAUGCUGUACAAGACCAAAUACAAUGAUACUGUUGAUAUUAUUCGACAGGGCCUGUUGAAAAUCCAAGAAGGUUCUGAGACGAUCAUCAAUGCCCAGAAAUUCGCGCAGGUACUGAAUAUCAUCUUACUAUUCGGCAACUAUCUAAAUGCCACUGGUGUUAAGGGUGGCGCAUAUGGUUUCCGAAUUAGCAGCAUUAACAAGCUAGUCGAUACAAAGGCUUCAGAUGGAACGACACUACUUCAUUUUGUUGAGCGCACCAUCUCACGCUGCUUCCCUGAACUCGAUGAUUUCACUGACGAGCUAAGCAAAGCUACGGAGGCAUGCCGUAUACAAAUGCUUGACUUGAAGCACGACUUAGUUGAGCUAAAGUCAGCUAAUGUACAGCAUAAGAAAGACAUGGACCGCUUAUUAAGUGAAGACGAAUCCAAUGUUUCUGAGCCGUACUCCAAGCUCAUGCUACCAUUUUUGCGGCAGGCCACGGAGGAUCUACAGGGUCUGACGGAUCAAAUUCAAUAUACGGAACGUGUUUAUAAUGACGCUCUCCGCUUUUAUGGCGAAGGCCCUGACCCUAUGCGUCGGGGUUUUGCAGGCUCCAAAUCAAUGCCCACGGAAGAGUUCUUUGGCAUUUUUAAAGAGUUCCUCACUGCUUAUCGAAAAGCGAAAUCAGACAAUACCAAGCUUGCACAACAACGUGCCCUUGAAGCCGCACGCAGAGCUGCUGUGGAAGAACGUGAGAAAGAGAAGCGUGAAGCCAUGGCUAGACGUGAGGCAGGUGUGGAUGACAAUGCCGUACUGGAGUCAUUGUUAUCCACUUUGCGGUCAAGUGGUGGGACCCCACGUCAACGACGCAAGGAUCGACGACGUGGCAGGCAGUCCACAGUGGAUUUACGCACUCUACCUGAAGAUGUUCGCGAGUCUAUUCCCGAGAGUCCUUCUAGCAUCGCUGCCACUAUGCUUGCGAAAUUGCAAGGCGGCGAGAAACGCGGUGUACAGGGAGAAAUGACUUCGGCGGCCUUAGCCACGGUAGCUGCCCGCGCGGAUAGACGGCGCGAGCGUGAAGAGCGUAACAGUGCACCCAUUCUACAGGACUUACCCACCACCUCCCCACGUCUGAACAGUCAAACUUCCUCACCUUCCAUUCUUACUCCUCAAACGCCGCCUAUGGCACCCACAAUACCUCCAUCAACAACAACCCUUAGCCCGGGCCAGUCAGUUCGACAUAGUUCGGGCGAAGAGGAUCUAUCACCGCGAGAGACAGCUAACAGACUGUCAGAUUCGCUUUAUAUGACGCCAGAUGCAUCGAAGCGGGACAAGACGAUGCUGUCAUCUCCAACAUUACAAGCUUCCCCUACAUCAGAACCACCUAAUACUGUUGCGGUGAUGCAAACUGACACGGUUAAAGAAUUGUAG
This is a messenger RNA of Malassezia pachydermatis, 5013 nucleotides long. Its product is annotated as cytokinesis protein bni1. Gene Ontology annotation, biological process: mitotic actomyosin contractile ring assembly; barbed-end actin filament capping; actin filament bundle assembly. NCBI's taxonomy places the organism in Eukaryota, Fungi, Basidiomycota, Malasseziomycetes, Malasseziales, Malasseziaceae. Bases 1 to 5013 code for a protein of 1670 amino acids. Gene Ontology annotation, cellular component: mating projection tip; cell division site. The transcript has a single exon. The record is from RefSeq and is a predicted model, not a curated record. Gene Ontology annotation, molecular function: small GTPase binding; actin binding.